Molecule: messenger RNA, 1499 nt
Organism: Drosophila mauritiana
Lineage: Eukaryota; Metazoa; Arthropoda; Insecta; Diptera; Drosophilidae
Product: protein krueppel
Exons: 4
Coding region: 121-1308 (395 amino acids)
Biological process (GO): regulation of transcription by RNA polymerase II
Cellular component (GO): nucleus
Molecular function (GO): zinc ion binding; DNA-binding transcription factor activity, RNA polymerase II-specific; RNA polymerase II cis-regulatory region sequence-specific DNA binding
Source: RefSeq, a predicted model, not a curated record
GAGUAAACAGAAAUUCUUGCAUUGCGUACGCUCUUUUACCGUUUUUUUUUCUAUAAUUGACAACAUAAACAGUUAAACUACAGCUGAUUGUUUUGGGAAUUCAACCGGGAUAAAUGAUAAAUGCUUGAAAUGGAAAAGCCUUCGCAAUGCCAUUUGUGUGCCUCGUGUUUCCGACGCCUGAAUCCCACGAUUAUUUUUAGCCUGGAAAUUCUGGCCAAGAUCAAGGAUCUCACUGGAAUAUGGUUAGAACAGAAUGAACGCCAGCCGCGUCAUAUUUGUCCAUCUUGUCUGAAUGACUUGAACACAUCGAUUAAGUUGAAGAAUCGCAUUCAACGAGUUCACGAUGAAGCAACACUAAGGUGGGAAUAUGGGCUUGAUGAAGAUCUAAGUAGCACUGUAUCCGAUAUAGAGCCAGAAGAGGAUUCCAGUGACUUGGAAUCGGAGGAGUCCCACACUACUUCGUAUUCGGAGCACCAAGAAGGAAAACUAUCUGAUUUGGAAAACUAUCCAUUUGACAAAAAAGCAGAGGAAUUCGAAAUUGAUCUAAAUCUCGACAAUGGAGAUAGUAGAAACGGACCACAUAAUCCUAAUGAUUCGGAAUCGCCCUUAAUAUUUAAGUAUAAAAAUCCAUUAAUUGAGACUACUUCGUUGGCAAAAGAAAACUUGCCUGAAACAGUUGAUGCACAAAGCCCAAAAAAGGGAAACUUUAUACAAAUUGGAAGCGAUCUGAGCCUACUUAAAACGGGUCCCUCUAUUAAGGUAGUAAAGCCUCUUGCAUUAUUUCCAGAAGGUGGGGCAGCUGAGAAUGUACCGCCUGCAAAGAGGAGAGCUCGGAAAAUUCAAUCCCUGGAGUGCCCUAAGUGCGAAAAGGUCUUCAAGACUCCAUACAACCUGAAGACGCACAUGGUGCGCCACACGGGCGAGAAGAACUUUCCAUGCACGUUCUGCGACAAGCGGUUCGUCACUAAGUAUCUGGUUCGUCUACAUGAACGAGUGCGACACAUGGGCGAACAGCCGUUCAAGUGCAACUUCUGCUCGAAAACGUUUUUUACAAGUUCAGCUAAGUCGCGCCAUGAGCGAAUACGGCACAUCAGAGAUCUGAGCUACCAAUGCGACCAGUGCACCAAGAGAUUCAAUACCAAGACCUGCUUGAAUAAGCACAAGUUCCUGCACACAGGUCUUAAGCCCUUUGACUGCGUAAUUUGCCAAAUCAACUUUGCCCGAAAGGCAGCGCUAAGGAGACACUUCGAUUCGGUUGCUCACCUGAUUAGGGCAAACGCCAUCCUGGAAAUCGAAGGAGAGCACUGAUCCGCCUAUGAAUUUCAGAUCGCUUUUAAUCCCGUCUUGGAAGAUGCGGACUAUGUAGUCCAAUUGGAAGCACGACUUGAAUAAUUUUAAGGCUCAGGAUAUCUAGACAUAAAUGUUUGAACGUAUUCUUAUUAUUUUGGCACUGGAUUGCCCUUCGUUUGCUGUAACUUAUUUGUAUUACGUUUUUGUCA